Messenger RNA from Nymphalis io (European peacock), 2087 nucleotides. It is a transcript of the gene SCOT, whose product is annotated as succinyl-CoA:3-ketoacid coenzyme A transferase 1, mitochondrial. Gene Ontology annotation, biological process: ketone body catabolic process. Gene Ontology annotation, molecular function: succinyl-CoA:3-oxo-acid CoA-transferase activity. The transcript has 9 exons. Bases 261 to 1829 code for a protein of 522 amino acids. The record is from RefSeq and is a predicted model, not a curated record. Gene Ontology annotation, cellular component: mitochondrion. Lineage: Eukaryota; Metazoa; Arthropoda; Insecta; Lepidoptera; Nymphalidae.
UUAUUUAAAAUACUUGUUUGUAUUGUGACUUGCUUGUGAAUGUGAUAUUGAUAUCAUUCACUGCGAGAGAAUAGUGCCUACAGCGUGUGUUUACUGUAGCUGUGAAUGUGAAAUGUGAUCUUAAUAUCAUAUUGUUUUAUCUUACCCGGUUGACCUUAUCAUUUUGUCGCAUUUUGCGAUUUUUUUCUCAAGAUUUUAUCAGUCUUUAUCUCAUUACUGGACUCAACAGUGUGUUAGAAUUAGUACAGUGAUAAUUUAAAAUGGUACUACUAACUUCUGGAAAACUUUUCCUUUUAAAAUGGAAUUCUUUUUCUCCUACAACUAUUUCAAUAGGGAAGAUAUUAUCAUGUGCUUCAUAUAGCACUGUAAAUAAAACAAAUAAAAUAUAUAGUGAUGUAAAUGAGGCUGUAAAGGAUAUAAAGGAUGGAUCGAAACUUCUAGUAGGAGGCUUUGGUUUAUGUGGAAUACCAGAAAAUCUUAUUAUGGCUGUAAAUAGAAAGCCUGUUUCAGGACUCACAGUUGUUUCAAAUAAUGCAGGAGUGGAAGAUUUUGGUUUAGGUAUUUUGCUUAAGAAAAAACAGAUAAAAAGAAUGAUAUCAUCAUAUGUAGGAGAAAAUGCUGAAUUUGAGAGACAGUUUUUGAAUGGGGAGUUAGAAGUAGAGCUAACACCACAAGGAACCCUGGCUGAAAGGAUAAGAGCUGGUGGUGCGGGAAUACCUGCAUUCUUUACACCAACUGGAUAUGGAACAUUAAUUCAUGAAGGUGGAGCACCAAUAAAAUAUACUAAGAAUGGAAAGAUAGAUAUAGCAAGUGCUUCUCGAAAUGUGCAACAGUUUAAUGGUCUCAAUUACAUAAUGGAAGAGGCAAUUACUGGCGACUUUGCAUUAGUCAAAGCUUGGAAAGCUGAUAGACACGGCAAUUUGAUUUUCCGAAAGAGUGCAAGAAAUUUUAAUCCAGCAAUUUGCAAGGCUGCAAGAGUUACAAUAGCUGAAGUAGAAGAGAUAGUUGACGAAAUUGACCCGGACGUUGUGCACGUACCGUCAAUAUAUGUCCAGAGGAUCAUUUUAGGUGAGAAAUUUGAAAAACGCAUUGAAAGAAGAACAAUAACGAAACCAAAAGAACAGAAAGAGAAGAAAUCAUCAGAUCUUAUGAGGGAAAGAAUAAUAAGACGAGCUGCUUUGGAAUUUAAAGAUGGAAUGCAUGCCAAUCUAGGAAUCGGAAUGCCGAUGCUAGCUAGUAAUUAUAUCCCGAAGAAUGUUAAAGUUUUAUUACAGUCUGAGAAUGGAAUUCUUGGUCUCGGCCCUUUUCCCACUGAAGAUGAAGUAGACCCUGACCUUAUCAAUGCUGGAAAAGAAACUGUAACCGUACUCCCUGGUGCUUCUUAUUUCUCAUCAGAUGACAGUUUCGCUAUGAUCCGAGGGGGCCACAUUGAUUUAACCAUUCUUGGAGCUAUGCAAGUUUCACAGUAUGGAGAUCUAGCUAAUUGGAUGAUUCCAGGUAAAAUGGUUAAAGGUAUGGGCGGUGCAAUGGACUUAGUGUCUGCGCCAAGGACUAAGGUGGUAGUGACUAUGGAACAUGCUGCUAAAAAUGGCGCCCAUAAAAUUCUACCAGAAUGCAAUUUACCGCUCACUGGCAAGAACUGUGUGGACAUGAUCAUUACAGAAAAGUGUGUAUUCGAAGUGGACAAAGAAAAAGGUCUAACGCUGACUGAAUUAGCUGAAGGUGUAAAAGUGGAAGACAUACUUGUUAGUACAGGUUGUGAGUUUAAUGUCGCUCCAAAUGUGAAAAAAAUGGGUGACAUUACACAAAUUGAAGCUACUAACGAAUAGAUUGGUUUUAUUCGAAAUAUACAUAAUACAGGGUUGUCAAGGUCGUAUAUAGUAAGCAGAUAUAUUAAAUAUAUUUCAAAGUAAGAAUUUAUUUUUUUAAUAAAAUAUAUUAAUGUUAUAUUUACAAUAAUUAUGUGUUCAUUAUAAUCUAAGGAACUUAGUUAUUAAUUUGUGGUCAACUUUUGAAAGUGAAAAAUAUACUUAUAUUUGUCAUUAAGGAAAAUAUAUUCGUUUAAAAAUAAAUAAUAAUAAACAAUA